AUGAAUAUGUUAUUAUCACAAAUGGAUAAAUAUACAAGCAUAAUAACUGAUGAGAAAUUUUCAUCCUUAACUUUAAAUGUCACAAAAUAUCCAAAGACGUUAUAUCAUUGGGAGUAUUUACUUAAUUUCCUAAUCACUAAAGCAUCACCUAUAAAUAAGUUACUCGAGCCUCAAUUAUAUAAAUUAAUUGUAUCAACUUAUGAGAACAUUUUGCAAAAUUUCCCAUAUUUAGAAAACUAUCAUAUCGAUUAUGCACUAUUUGAAUAUAAGCUAAGUCAUUUUAAAAAAAUGUUCCAAAUUUUUAAUAGAGCAUUGUUAACAUUCCAUAACAGAUCUUUAUUAAUAUGGAUUGAAUAUUUAAGAAUAUGUAAUGAGCUUCUUUGGAACAACAAAGUUUUAUUUAAACGUUAUGAACGAGCAGAAAAAUUUAUUGGAUUGCAUUAUUUUAGUGGUGAAUUUUGGAACCUAUAUUUAGAGCAGAUUAAACUUCGUUGUAAUGAUAAUAACAGGAAAUAUAUUAUUUUACUAAGAAAAAUUAUUGAAUUACCGAUCUAUAAUUUUAGUAAAUAUUUUGCAUUAUGGUUACAAGAGAUUGAUACAGUGAAGGAUUUGAAAGAAUUAACUAAAUUUGUCUCAAAAGAGGAUUUAAAAAAUAAAUUAAAAAUUGAUGUUGAUUAUAAAGGUAGACGAGGUCCAUAUUUGUUAGAAUCUAAGAAGAUUCUUAAAAAAUUCACUAAAGAGUUAUAUAUGGUAGUACAAUUUCAAUCAUUAGAAAUAUAUUCUUUAUUCGAAUCUAAUUUACAGACAUUUUAUUCUACUUCUAGUGAUCAAUUAGUAUCUGUUCAACAAAUUGAUACUUGGAUUAAAUACCUGAAUUUCACGAUAAAUUUAAAUAUAGAAUCAUUGAUUCAUUUAAAUUUCCAAAGAGCAUUGAUCUCUUUAGGGAAUUAUGAUACUAUAUGGGUCAAAUAUGCUAAAUGGAUGGUCGAAUCUAAAGAAGAUUAUCUUUCAGCUAAAGGAAUAUUAUAUGAAGGUUUAAAAUUCUCUUUGAAAAAAACUAAUAUAUUAAAAUUUCUUUAUUCUUUAUUAAUCAAAAUGGAUGAAUUACAUGAGUUAAAUGAAAUUCUUAACCAGAUAUCCAAAUCAUUCAAUAAUUCAAUAGAAAAUAGUGAAGAUUUUGAUAUCUUUUGGGAUUAUUUACAGUUUAAUAUUUUUUUACAAAAUUCAUUACCUCAGAGCAGAUAUUCUGGAGACAGCAAUAAAAAUUCAAAGUCUACUAAAUCCAAAGCCAAAACUAUUUUACCACCACAGAUACUUGAAAAGAUAAGAACAAGGCUAGAAAAUAAUAAUAAUAAUAAUAAUAAUAAUAAUGAUACUAGAGAGACAGAUGGUGAUGAAAGAUCUUUUGACAUAUUAGCAGCCAUAUUAAAGUUACAAACAAAAGAUAAUACGGAUAUAAUUGAAGAAGAUAUAUUCCAAUAUUUAAUAAAGGAACCAACAAACAAAAGAUAUUAUCAAGACAGUGGAGAAUUCUGGGUCCUUUAUUGCCAUUUAAUUUUUUUUGAUCCUGCCAGAUCAUAUUUAGAGAAAAGGAACAAGAUUAUUAAUGACAUAUUGGGCUGUGUUAAUCCAUCAGAUAAAAAUAUACAGAGUUCAAUAUAUUUUUCAUUGAAAACAUUUUUUGAGUUUUAUUUACCCGAAGACAUGGACAUAUUAUACGAGAAAUUUCGUCCUUGA
Molecule: messenger RNA, 1737 nt
Organism: Arxiozyma heterogenica
Lineage: Eukaryota; Fungi; Ascomycota; Saccharomycetes; Saccharomycetales; Saccharomycetaceae
Gene: PRP42
Product: mRNA splicing protein PRP42
Exons: 1
Coding region: 1-1737 (578 amino acids)
Biological process (GO): mRNA 5'-splice site recognition; RNA processing
Cellular component (GO): U1 snRNP; commitment complex; U2-type prespliceosome
Molecular function (GO): pre-mRNA 5'-splice site binding; protein binding
Source: RefSeq, a predicted model, not a curated record